This is a messenger RNA of Carassius auratus (goldfish), 2894 nucleotides long. Its product is annotated as lisH domain-containing protein C1711.05-like. NCBI's taxonomy places the organism in Eukaryota, Metazoa, Chordata, Actinopteri, Cypriniformes, Cyprinidae. The record is from RefSeq and is a predicted model, not a curated record. The transcript has 8 exons. The coding region runs from base 121 to 2106 and encodes 661 amino acids. Gene Ontology annotation, molecular function: protein binding.
GGGUCAAAGUGAAGGAAAACGCGUGUCGCUGCUACUCGAAUGUAGCGGAAAUAGAAAUAUGCAGCAAAGUUUUUCCUAAGUUUCGCGCCCACCCUUUUUAAACUCAUCCUCAUCCCAAACAUGAACUCAAAUAUUACAGACGCCUCGCAGGACGAGCUGAUCAAAUUAAUAUAUCACCAUUUAAAGGACAACGGCUACAAGAAAGCAGCCAACGUGCUGAGAAAGCACGCGCCCCAGGUUGAAACUGAAGAAGUGAAAGCAUCCUUGAGCGACAUCUUUAAGAAGUGGGGAAGCUCAGAUGAUGGAGAUGUAGUGGAUCCAAAAAAGUCUGCGAGCAGCAAGACGACUUCAGGAUUGGCCAAAAAAUCAACGAAACAGAAGAAAAAAGAAACCGUGACAAAACCGAGGGAAAGAAAAAAGUCGGUGCCUCCUUUGGCAGGGAACGAUUCUGAUUCAGACUCGAGUUUAGAUGUGGAGAAGUGGAGGAAAAUGGUUUCUCAGUUAUCAGAUGCUGAUCGAGUGAAGAUGGAUGUUCUCUCGAUCUUGGAAGACCCUCCGGUCUCAUCUGCAAAGUCUUCAGCAAAGGGAAGGACGACAAAGAAGCCGGCGAGAGCUAAAAAAGAGGCAAACCCAGCCAAGAAGGGAAAGACCAGUACACCAGCAAAGAAAUCGACUUCCAAACCUGACGACAUUCCCCUAACAACUGACACAUCUGAGACUCCUUCAAAAAAGUCAAAAGACAAAGACUCUGUAGCUCUUUCUGAAUCUCAUGAAGUUAAGACACCAUCCAAAAAGGCUGGGAAUAAGACAAAUAGUAUUAUCUCAGGUCUUGAUGUGGUUAAGACCCCUAAAAAAACAAAGGCUAAAGCCACAAACUUAUCUGAUACACCAGAAGCACACCAUGAAAUGAAUGGACUCUUAAAAACUAGCAAAACAGCCUCUCCGCUGACCAGGACUAAAGAGGUUGGUGUAACAGAUUCAGAAGCCAAUACGACUCCUAAAAGAGUUCACUUUAAAAAAGAUAAUGGUUUUUCAGAGCAAGCUGAGACCAGUGUUUGCAAAGAUAUUGAUACCUCAGAAACCAGCAGCAUUGAAAAUCCGUCAAAAAAGGCUAAAAAGAAGAAAAGCCAAUCUGAAAGCAGUAAUGUUGAAACUGACAAUAGUCCCUUAAAUAUGAAAGCUGCUAGCAAGCUGCUAGAAACUGACGCUACGAUGGACGCUAGCUCUGACCAAUCAGAGACGCCAUCAAAAAAAGUGAAAAACAAGAAGCCCGUUCCCGAUGAGACUCCUUCAAAGAAGGUUAAAGCUAAGAAAACCCAAGGCCCUUCUGAGAUUGACCAAGAAACGACAUCGGAGAAACCUGAUGCUUCUCUAGAAUUCUCUUCAUCUAAAAAGAACAAACUUAAGGCAAGUAAAAGCCAUUCAGAAACCGUUGAGCCUGAAACGCCAUCAAAAAAAGCUAAAGCCAAGAAAGUUAAAAGCACCGAAGACCCUGCCGAGGAGGAAACGACCGGUAAGAAACCCAAAACAGCCGCAUCGGAUGCUGAUCUCCCGCGGUCUGACUCCACAAACAGCUCUUCGACGAAAAGAAGAAGCAAGGCUGCUGAUGCUGUGGAGAUCCAGAAUGACGCUCCUUCAGAAACACCCUUAAAAAGUAGUAAAUCUCAAGCGAAGACUGUAGAUGGUGAUGGUCUGGGAAAUGAGGAAACCUGUAGUCAGGAUCUAAAAACUCCUUCCAAAAAAAGAAAACACAAAAGGGAAGAAGCGUGUGAUGUCCCAGCACCGGAGGAGGCCACGCCUGAGCCCAAGAAGACCAAGAAAGACAAAGAGAAGAAGAAAAGCAAGGAGAGUGAAAACACAGAUGUUCUUCAACCACCAGCAGCAGCAGAAGAAGAAGAAGAAGCAUCCGUUCCUGUAGAAACGAGUCAGAAGAAAAAGAAGAAGAAGAAAAAGAAGGAGAGAGAUGAAGAAACCGAGGAGAUGAUCCCUGAUGAUCCUCCUGUAUCUGCUCCAGAUGAGGAGGAGGUCGUGCACAGAAAGAAAAAGAAGUCUUCAAAAGAGAAACGGCUCAGUAGUGAUGAAACUCAUGGAGUCAACAGCACAUAACAACAGACUUCAGUUCACAAUCUCGGCUGAAAUCAGUAUUUAACCUGAAUGCAUGCUCCGUCCUUAUUGUAUGGAUCAUGUUUGUUCAUAUGUAUGUAAGUCAGUGUUUUUAUGUUUUGUAUUUUUAUGGGAAGGUACGUUUUGAGAAAUAUUUAGUAUUGUUGUUUUUUUUAUUAUUGUCUUUUUCUAUUUUUGAUAACUGGAUUUCCUGUGAUUAAGAUGAAUUUUAUGCCUUUUGUAUUCUUUUAAAAACUUUUUUUUUUUUAUAAAUCAAGAGAUCCAAGGGAAAAAAAACAUUGUUUUAUUUUCAUUUUGGUCAUAUGAUAGGUAUUCUUAAAUUUUUAAUUAAAAGAGUAAAAUGGCUUAAGAUCAAAUAUUUAAUUCUAUAAAUGUGUUCAAAUGUAUGCACAUUAAGAAAAAAAAAGUCACGUUGUAUAUGUCAUUUUUGAUUCAAAAUAGACAUCAGAUGGUUGAAAUUACAACGGCCUCCUCUCAUUCUUCACACAGAAAUGCACGUCAGAUAUAAAUACAUAUGUUGGCAUAUUUCCUAGAAUUAAAACAAAAUAUACAUUUGGGUGAAAAAUAUGUUGCAUUUAUUUUAGAAAUUGCCAAUUAAUCAGAAAAGAUAAAAAGUAACAGCCACUGACCAUUAUUUCUUGCUUGAUUUGCUACAGACUGUACCAGAGACAUGCAUUUAAAUUCAGUCAUUUUUUUCUUCAUUUUCACAGAAGAUACUGUAAUUUGUGAAAUACUUUAAUGAUGCCUUUUAGAUUGAAAUAAAAGAAAAC